AUGUACACACGAGCCAUCGCCCGUCGAGAAAGAGACGUUGCGCCUCUGAUCCAUUCCUGGCGAGUCUACGCCCAGAACCAAAUGAAACAAUUACCGGCAACCCGUCAAAAAGAAUUCAAGAAGGAAAUACAAGAAUGGUCUGAAGGGAGGAAGAUCUUUCUGCUAGAAAAGUGGAAAGUGCGUUCAGGUUAUAAAUAUGUCAAUCUCCUGCAGGUGCCGAUCUGGUUAUCGCUCAUGGAGGGUCUGCGCGCGAUGACCGGGAACAAUCAGGGUCUUGUCCCAAAGCUACUAUCAUGGUUCGGAGGUCAUAACGCCGCGGACUCUGUGCACAUCCCCGUGGAGCCGACUUUAGCGACUGAAGGCGCGCUCUGGUUCCCGGACCUGCUAGCAGGCGACCCAACAGGCGUCUUGCCGGUUGUUCUGAGUGCCACGAUCAUCAUGAAUAUCCGGAGAGGCUGGGGUGUUACAACGCCAUCGGCAGCUAUGGCCGAUCUGCCGACAAUGCAGAUGUACCAGGCCUUUUUCUUCCGUGGAUUGGGAUACUUCCUUCAGUGUUUGGCGGUCAGCGUUGGAAUUUCGGCAUUCUCUAAUGAAUUGCCUGUGGCUCUUAUGCUCUAUUGGAUCACCAGCGCCAAUGUGGCCACUCUGCAGACAUACAUGCUGGAGAAGCACAUGUUCAUGCGGCCGCCGAUUCCCAACUUCCAGAGGAAAUUCGUCGCCUAUGAGAGACCGGGUGUCUCUGAUCCCUUCAAGCAGAAACUGAGUUGA
This is a messenger RNA of Penicillium cinerascens, 768 nucleotides long. Its product is annotated as putative mitochondrial export translocase Oxa2. Gene Ontology annotation, biological process: mitochondrial respiratory chain complex IV assembly; protein insertion into mitochondrial inner membrane from matrix. The coding region runs from base 1 to 768 and encodes 255 amino acids. Gene Ontology annotation, cellular component: mitochondrial inner membrane. NCBI's taxonomy places the organism in Eukaryota, Fungi, Ascomycota, Eurotiomycetes, Eurotiales, Aspergillaceae. The transcript has a single exon. Gene Ontology annotation, molecular function: membrane insertase activity. The record is from RefSeq and is a predicted model, not a curated record.